Molecule: messenger RNA, 1085 nt
Organism: Alosa sapidissima (American shad)
Lineage: Eukaryota; Metazoa; Chordata; Actinopteri; Clupeiformes; Clupeidae
Product: PDZ and LIM domain protein 2-like
Exons: 5
Coding region: 101-760 (219 amino acids)
Source: RefSeq, a predicted model, not a curated record
AGAGUUAAGGGGGAGAGUUUAUAGUGAGUCUACAAAUCAGUGAGGGGAAAGAGUGUUGAUAUUUUGCUGUACAGAUGUCAUUUGUGCAUUUGUGCUGUGUAUGCAAACUGGCUUUGUCUAUUUUUUGUCUUUGUUGUAUAGACCAUCCAUUCCAUAUCCGAGCUGCACUGGACAUCGCUUUAAACCAGGGUAUCUGCUCCGCCAGGAUCUCGAGGCUCAGUCUGAUGAUAAAGGAGGCCAAAGGCCACUCACAGCCCAGCCAAUAAGAAGUCCUCUUCCUGUGACGAGCACCUCUCCAACCAGUAAGGAGCCACGUCCUCUCAUAGCCCAACCAAUAAGGAGUCCCGUCCCAUGCAGCAUUCUGAAGAAAAGAAACAGGACAACCACCAGCCAUCAGGCCUGCAGGUUUCAGUGCCAGUCUGGGAAUCCCCCAGAGAGACUGCCUGGCCAAAGACAGUCUAAGCCAGUCCACCAGGCAAUGCCACCUACAGACACAAGGACACCAUCAGCUGCCAGUAAAAGCACAUCUGCCAAAAUCUCUGCCCCUCCUGUGACCCCUAGAAACAGCUCUGAGAUGGCCGUAUGGAAGUACCCUGCCCUGGAGACUGAUGUCUUCAAGAGGAUCCAGCAGAAGAGGGUGACGUUUGCCACUCCCAAGCAGUCUAGAACCUUUCAUCUGCUUCAGGAGGGUCUGGAGGCGCCAAGCAUGCGUAUGAGAGGCUCACAACUUGUCACGCCAGAUAGCUCGCUAGAAUGCUAGCACAUCUCACUAACCACAUACUAGCACUGAUACCACAACAGCCACAUCAGAUAGCUCACUAGAAUGCUAGCACAACUCGCAUACUAGCACUGAUACCACAACAGCCACACCAGAUAGCUCACUAGAAUGCUAGCACAGCUCACAUACUAGCACUGAUACCACAACUGGUCACGCCAGAUAGCUUACUGGAAUGCUAGCACAACUCACAUACUAGCACUGAUACCACAACUGGUCACGCCAGAUAGCUCACUAGAAUGCUAGCACAACAGGCCAACACCACCACUAGUUUAGACCAGUAUUUUCCUUAUCCUGGACCAGAUUAAAC